This is a messenger RNA of Octopus bimaculoides (California two-spot octopus), 1038 nucleotides long. Its product is annotated as density-regulated protein homolog. Gene Ontology annotation, biological process: translation reinitiation; formation of translation preinitiation complex. NCBI's taxonomy places the organism in Eukaryota, Metazoa, Mollusca, Cephalopoda, Octopoda, Octopodidae. The record is from RefSeq and is a predicted model, not a curated record. Gene Ontology annotation, molecular function: mRNA binding; translation initiation factor activity.
CCGGUCUCGAUAGAUGGCAGGACUAUCGAAACACGUGCUUCCGGUGUCAAUUCUUGUCAAUUAACAAAUUCUUUGUCCCGUCGUCUUUAAUUAAUUAAUUACUCAGGUAAAAACAGGUUCAGAGAAGAUUUGAACUCGGCACUGCAAGCUAGCAAAAAUCUUCAGUUACCUCCUUCCUCGCUCUCAAGGGAGAACUGUGUUUUGCAUGCUACAUUUUACAGCUAAGUGAACUGUCUACGAAUGACAACAGCAAUUAUGGACAAUUCUAAAUUUUUUGUCUAUGAUGGCCCACGUAAAGAUGUCAACUACCCUAUUGAGGUUUUAUAUUGUGGAGAAUGUACAAUGCCGGUGGAGUAUUGUGAAUACUAUCCAAAUUAUGAAAGAUGUAAAGUUUGGCUUGAAAAAAACAUGCCUGAUCAAUUCAAAAAACUCAUGGCUGGCAAAGGAGAUGAAAAUUUAGGUUCGGAAGAAACUGAAGAGAAGAAGAAACGACAGACCCGGGGUGGUAGGGGUGUGAUAAAGGCUAAAAAGAAAACUGAACCACAAGGUCUGAAGCUGUCCACGGCUACGAGAGGCAAGAAGAAACGAGUAACAGUUGUUGCUGGACUUGCUACUUAUGACAUUGAUCUGAAAGAAGCCAGUAAAUACUUUGCCACAAAGUUUUCUUGUGGUUCAUCAGUGACUGCCGAUGAGAUUGUUAUCCAGGGAGAUGUAAAAGAUGAAUUGUUUGAUAUCAUCCCAGAAAAGUGGCCUCAGAUUGAUGAAGACAAUAUUGACGAUCUUGGAGAACAGAAGAAGUGACAUUUGUUUCCAGAUUCAUCCAUGCCAGCGCCAUGAGGUAUCACUUGCUGAACUUUGAGCUGCUCUCUCUCUUUCUCUCUCCCUCCACCCGGCAGCGUUUGCCAUUUUGUUGCCAAAAUGUGAUUCUUCUUGCAUUAUCACAGAUUUCAAAUUGAAAAAUACUAUAUCAAAUGCAAGAAAAAAUAUAAGUAUAUAUAUAUCUCAAUAUAUAUAUCUAUAAAGAAACGUCCAAACUGA